Messenger RNA from Mesoplodon densirostris (Blainville's beaked whale), 1443 nucleotides. Its product is annotated as splicing factor U2AF 65 kDa subunit-like. NCBI's taxonomy places the organism in Eukaryota, Metazoa, Chordata, Mammalia, Artiodactyla, Ziphiidae. The record is from RefSeq and is a predicted model, not a curated record. The transcript has 2 exons. The coding region runs from base 1 to 1443 and encodes 480 amino acids. Gene Ontology annotation, biological process: mRNA processing. Gene Ontology annotation, molecular function: pre-mRNA 3'-splice site binding; poly-pyrimidine tract binding. Gene Ontology annotation, cellular component: U2AF complex; U2-type prespliceosome; nuclear speck.
AUGCCAGGCAGGGCCCAGGGCGCCAGCAGGUUGGGCUUCGAUGAGUUCGAGCGGCAGCUCAACGAGAAUAAGCAAGAGCGUGACAUGGAGAACCGGCACCGGAAGCGCGGCCACAGCUGCUCUCGAAGCCGGGACCGCGAGCGCCGCAGCCGCAGCCGGGACCGGCGCAACCGGGACCAGUGCAGCGCCUCCCGGGACAGGCGGCGCCGAAGCAAACCUUUGACCAGAGGCGCUAAAGAGGAGCACGGUGGAUUGAUUCGUUCCCCCCGCCACGAGAAGAAGAAGGUCCGUAAAUAUUGGGACGUGCCACCGCCCGGCUUCGAGCACAUCACCCCCAUGCAGUACAAGGCCAUGCAAGCUGCCGGUCAGAUUCCGGCCACCGCCCUUCUCCCCACCAUGACCACCGACGGUCUGGCUGUGACCCCGACGCCGGUGCCCGUGGGCGGUAGCCAGAUGACCAGACAGGCCCGGCGCCUCUAUGUGGGCAACAUCCCCUUCGAUAGCACUGAGGAGGCCAUGGUGGAUUUCUUCAACGCCCAGAUGCGCCUGGGGAUGCUGACGCAGGCCCCCGGCAAUCCCGUCUUGGCAGUGCAGAUUAACCAGGACAGGAACUUUGCCUUCUUAGAGUUCCGCUCAGUGGACGAGACCACGCAGGCCAUGGCCUUUGAUGGCAUCAUCUUCCAGGGCCAGUCGCUGAGGAUCCGCAGGCCUCACGACUACCAGCCCCUGCCUGGCAUGUCAAAGAACCCCUCUGUCUCUGUGCCUGGAGUCGUGUCCACCAUGGUCCCGGACUCUGCCCACAAGCUGUUCGUCAGGGGCUUACCCAACUACCUGAAUGACGACCAGGUAAAAGAGCUGCUGACAAAGUUUGGGCCUCUCAAGGCCUUCCACCUGGUUAAGGACAGUGCCACAGAGCUCUCCAAGAACUACGCCUUCUGUGAGUACGUGGACAUCAACGUCACAGAUCAGGCCAUCGCGGGGCUGAACAGGAUGCAGCUGGGGGAUACGAAGCUGUUUGUCCAGAGGGCAAGCGUGGGAGCCAAGAAUGCCACGCUGAGUACCAUCAACCAGACCCCCAUGACCUUGCAAGUGCCUGGCCUGAUGAUGAGCUCCCUGGUGCAGAUGGGUGGUCACCCGACUGAGGUUCUGUGCCUCAUGAACAUGGUCCUGCCCAAGGAGCUGCUGGACGACGAGGAGUACAAGGAGAUCGUGGAGGACGUGCGUGACGAAUGCAGCAAGUACGGGCUCGUCAAGUCCAUCGAGAUCCCCCGGCCCGUGGACGGCGUGGAGGUGCCCGGUUGUGGAAAGGUCUUCGUGGAGUUCACCUCUGUGUCUGACUGCCAGAAAGCCAUGCAGGGCCUGACGGGUCGCAAGUUCGCCAACAGAGUGGUUGUCACAAAAUACUGUGACCCCGACUCUUACCACCGCCGGGACUUCUGGUAG